Molecule: messenger RNA, 591 nt
Organism: Ornithodoros turicata
Lineage: Eukaryota; Metazoa; Arthropoda; Arachnida; Ixodida; Argasidae
Product: protein GVQW3-like
Exons: 2
Coding region: 1-591 (196 amino acids)
Molecular function (GO): nucleic acid binding
Source: RefSeq, a predicted model, not a curated record
AUGGCCAACAACGAGGUGAGGGCGCACACCGAACAACGAAUUGUCAUGAAGUUUCUCGCGAAUGAAGGUGUAAAGUCGUCUGAAAUUUACAGAAGACUUCAGGCUCAGUAUGGCCACGAUAUACUUAGGCGCAGCAAAGCGUUUGAGUGGUGCAAACGGUUUCGUGACGGCUGUACAUCAGUGCAGGACGAUCCCGGCCGGGGCGGCUCAGAGCCCAGUGUCAGAGUUCAUGAGAACAUCCAACUUGUGGAGCGCCUGAUCCUCAAGGACCGACGGAUAACAUGUCUCAAACUGGCUCGAAAGACGGGCCUUUCUGUGGGCAGGCUGAGCACUAUCAUUCAGGAACACCUCCAGCUUCGGAAAUGGAAGCAUCCGGGCUCGCCAGCUACCAAGAAGUUCCGAAGUACCCCGUCUGCGGGUGAGGUCAUGACCACGGUUUUCUGGGACAAGGCUGGCGUUGUUCAUGUUGAUUUUCAGCCCACUGGUACCACCAUCAAUAGUGCAUAUUACUGCCAGGUUCUCAGGGAUGUGCAUAAGAAGCCGAAGCCAAAGCGGCCGGGCCUCAUCACCAAAGGCGUACUCCUCCUAUAG